Vidua chalybeata is the source of this 4811-nucleotide messenger RNA. RefSeq names its product crystallin beta-gamma domain containing 1 (gene CRYBG1). Lineage: Eukaryota; Metazoa; Chordata; Aves; Passeriformes; Viduidae. The coding region runs from base 81 to 4577 and encodes 1498 amino acids. The transcript has 21 exons. The record is from RefSeq and is a predicted model, not a curated record.
UCUAUCUAAGAAAAACAGACGAACUCCUUAAUGAACCCGUGACUCUUAAAUCAGAAGAAAAUUGUAGUGAUUUGGACACAAUGGAUAAAAAAACUGCUAGUAAAAGAUCUGGAAAACGGAGAAAGUCUCAGUCGUCUAGUGACAUUCCAAAUGGAGAGAGAAACCAGACUGAGAAUACUGCAAGAGAAGAAUCUGGUUUUGAGGAUGAUGCCCAUUCUGAGGUAUUUUCAGACAAGAUAAUAAAUCCUGAACGAAAAGUGAGGUCUCUUCAACAGACUCCUGAAAGAAAUUCCUCUUCCUCAGGUAGUAAUCAGGACCUAAAAGUUGGAUCUGCUAACAAAGGGGCGUCUAAAGCUGAAGCUGACAAGGGCAAGCAGCAGGUCUCGAACACAAGCGCUGCAAGGAGAAGAUCAUAUAAAAAGAAUCAGUCGGAUACUGUACCCAUUUCCCCUACUGGUUUGAAGGGUCAGGUGAAAGAUUACUCUUCAAAAAGACAACCUUUGGCAUCGCCAGAGACUAACCCAGUAACAAAAAGAACUUCAGUGGAAAAGGGAACUAUGCCUGUGGCUUUUGGGGAAGACAGUUUGGAAUCUCCCAAAGCUUCUUUGGCUGCUAAGACAGAAGACUUGGUGUUUGCUGAAAGCAGAAAUGAUACGAAGGCAGUAAAGAAUGGUAAUGGUCCAGAUGGAAGAGCUUUCUUGCAUGCUGAUGGGUUAAAAAAUGGAGACCUGUGUCUGUCAGCUGAGAGACAGACAAAUUCUGAUUUAGACACCUCGAAGCUGAAGAGUUUGGAUGCUUCCAGAACAGUCAUGACAAAGAUUAGCCUUCCAGCCAAACCGAAGAACAUAGAGCUGAAUUUUAAAACACCUAUGAAUCAAGACAGUUUAGAAAGUGAGCAGGACACUCUUGAAAAACCAGUUAAUAAAACUAACAGCAACAUUGCCAACAAAAUUUCCUUGUUUGAAAACAAAUGUGCCAACCAGAGCCAGAGACCUACUGACAUCCCUGCUUCAAAAAAUAAUGCUGUACCAAGCACAUUCGUCGGCAGAGCAAAGCUGAAAUUUGGAAAACAACCUAAAGAAAAUGAACAGCCUGAUAAAACAUUAAAUAAACAAAGCAGUCGCCAGAAGUUAUUUGAGAAUGGCACAUUGGAGAAGGAGGGCACUGCAGAGUUAAAAGGCAAAAAUGGAGAAAUCUUUACCUCUUAUGAGGAUAUUGGGAAGACAACAGAACUUAAAGUAAAAGCUGCCAUAUCCCUUUUUAACCAAAGCAGCAAAAGUGAUGCUGGUAGCGUCUCUCUGAAGCAACCAGAAUCAGAAUUAACCACAGCAAAGAAAGAAAGUUCACCUUUUAAACUGCCUUUGCACUCACCUGUAAAAACUGAAAAUGCUCAAGAUCCUUUCUACCAAAGAAAUUACCCAAGCUCAGAAUUCCAUAGAAAUGAAGAAAAAGUGCUGCCAAACACAGAGGCUUUAUCACCUUGCAAUGAUGAUAAAUAUCCUCUACCAUCUCAGGUUUCCAGAUCAGAAUUUAAGAAGAUGGAAAAUGGAGAUAAAAAGGUAAAGCCAGGAGAUUUGAACUUUGCAGCACUGCAGUAUGAUGACAGCAAUCAAGACAGUGUAUUGGAAUCAGAGCACAACACCAAUACACAAAAGAGCCCAGGGAAAACCUGUAAUGGAUCUGCUGAAGAUGACAGCAUUUUUGAUUCCCCAUCUGACAUGAAGAAGUUUGCCGAAACAAUAAAAAACUUAGACAGCUCAGUUUGUUUACCACAGAAAAAGAAGAGGUCAAAGCUUCCCAAGUCUCCAGCACCCCACUUUGCAAUGCCUCCCAUUCAUGAAGACAACUUAGAGAAAGUAUUUGAUCCUAGUGUAUUUACUUUUGGUUUGGGACUGAGGAGGGAAAAAACACAGGAUCUGUUAUCAGCACAACAAAUGAAAAUGCAAAGCUUGGAAACAAUAGCCAGAGUCAGGCCCAAACGUGCAUCAACGGAGCAAAGUAUCAUAUUCAAAGCUCUGCAGUCAUGUAGAGAGGAACCUGCCUUUACUCAGGAAAUAAAUGGAAAGGAGAAUAUUGAUUGUACAGAUGGUGAAAUUAAGAGAUCAAGGCUUGAAAAAAGCUCCCUCUUCUCAAGUUUGCUGUCUUCUAAAGAAAAGUUUUUUAGCACUUCUGUCAGUUCAGUAAAUAACACAACAGGUUUUGCAACUGACUCCUCGGGGAUGCCUCCUUUACAACAGGAUGCUUCUGGGCCAUUCAUCAUGCCUCAAAAAUCUGAGUCUCUUUCAGAUAUGAAGCUUCCAAGUUUUGUGGAGAAGUACCUGCAAGCAGAUAGUGCAAAAAAAGAAUUAAGUUUACAAAUGCCCAGCUAUGGCAAUCCUGAGAAAGGUUUUUCGAGCUGGAUAGGAACAAGCAGAUACGAAUCAAAUGUCCCCUCUGGUUUAUUAGAUGUGGAUACACUUCCAAGAAAUGGACAAAGUAAAAUCAAUCCCAGACCUGGCAAGCUGGUGAUAUACUGUGAUUCAGACUGUCAAAAAGCUGGCAUUGAAGUUUUCCAUGAUGUUCCAGAUUGCAGUUCUUGGGUUCUAUCACCAACAAUUUUAGUUAAAGUCAUCAGAGGAUGCUGGAUACUCUAUGAAAAACCAAAUUUUGAAGGCCCCUCUAUUCCACUGGAAGAAGGAGAGUUGGAACUCACAGAUAUUUGGGGUGCAGGUGCUUCUGAAGAGCAAAGUGACUGCAAGUCUCAAAAGCCUGCAGUGAUUGGUUCAAUAAGACAUGUUGUUAAGGAUUACAGGGUUUGCCGAAUUGAUUUGUAUACAGAGCCUGAAGGGUUAGGAAUCGUGACUUCCUUUUUUGAUGACACUGAAGAAACAGGGGUGUUUGGAACCACUCAGAAGACUUGUUCUAUUAAAGUGCAUUGGGGCAUAUGGCUUCUUUAUGAAGAACCUGGUUUCCAGGGAGUCCCUUUAAUGUUGGAGCCUGGUGAAUAUCCUAAUUUAUUAUUCUGGGAGAAGAAGGAAGCCUACAUUAGGUCCAUGAGACCCUUGAAAAUGGGUGGUCGCAAAGUUGAAUUCAGUGGAGAGCCAAAGGUAAUUGUAUAUGAGAAGCCUUUCUUUGAAGGAAGACAUGUGGAAAUAGAAUCAGAGAUCUUUAUGCUUGAUGACAAGGAAUCAGAAGACAAGACAAGACUUCCGCUUACAUCAGUGGGAUCCAUGAAAGUACUGGGAGGAGUUUGGGUUGCUUAUGAGAAGCCUGGGUUUGAAGGCCAUCAGUACUUGCUGGAAGAAGGAGCAUAUCGGGAUUGGACAGACUGGGGUGGCUACGAUGAAGAGGUGCAGUCCUUGCGACCAAUUGUUGGUGACUUCACAAGCUCCCAUAUGAUAAUGUACAGUGAAAAAGACUUUGGACCAAAGGGUUCCAAUAUCAACGUGUUAGGCAUCAUUGCCAAUUUGAAAGACACUGGAUAUGGGCUGAGGACACAGUCUAUAAAUGUGCUAAGUGGCGUAUGGGUGGCUUAUGAGAAUCCUGAGUUUACAGGGGAGCAGUAUAUACUGGCUAAAGGGCUGUAUCCCAGCAUUGAGGCAUGGGGAGGAAAGAAUUGCAAAAUAUCUUCAGUUCAACCCAUUGUUAUGGAUAUUGUUGAAAGCGAAAGGGGUAAAGUCAAGGUCCAGUUAUUUUCAGAGCCUGAAUUCAAGGGUAACUGCCAAAUAUUUGAAAAAAACACAAGAUGUAUUGACUCAUUUGCUGUGAAGUCUUCAAAAAUUUUAGAUGGCAGCUGCAUAGUGUAUGACCAGGAGGAAUUCACUGGUAACCAGUAUGUAUUGGAAGAAGGGAUCUAUCCUGAUCUAACAGCAAUGGGUUGUUCACCCCAAGCAGUUCUAAAAUCUUUACGGAUCAUAAAUAUUGAGCUGUCUGAGCCCUGCAUAGCUCUUUUUGAAAAGACGGGUUUCCAAGGAAAGAAAAUCGAGUUCAGUACAGAAAUCUUAAAUCUUCAGUUCCUGGGAUACAAUCCUCGAAUAGCUUCAGUUCAAGUCCUUGGUGGCAUAUGGAUAAUUUAUGAACACAGUAAUUACAGGGGAUGUCAGAUGUUGUUAACACCAAAUGAAAUUCCAGACUGGUAUAAAGCCAGUGGCUUUUGUCAAAUAGGUUCUCUGAGACCUUUACUGCAGAAACGUGUGUACUUCAGGCUUCGAAACAAGGAAACAGGAAAAUUCAUGUCAGCUGAUGGCAACCUAGAUAAUCUGAAUCUUCUCAGAAUACAGGUUACAGAAGAUACAGACUCAGAUGAUCAAAUCUGGGUUUAUCAGGAUGGAUUCAUAAAGUGUCGGAUGGCAGAGGAUUGCUGCUUGACAAUUGUUGGAAAUCUUAUAACUCCUGGCUCUAAACUCGGUCUGUCAUUUGAGCGGAAUGAAGACAAACAAUAUUGGCAUAUUAGUCCUGAUGGCAGAAUUUAUAGCAAGAUGAAACCCAAGCUGGUUUUAGAUAUCAAAGGAGGCACACAGUAUGACUGUGACCAUGUCGUUGUCAACACAGUCAGUGAAGAAAAGUUAACACAGUGUUGGGAACCGCUGGUUGUAUAAACCCAGUGAAGCAGAGGUGAUAUUUGAAUUAGCCACUAUGCUGGACACUGGAAUUGGCACUGCCAUCUCUGAAGGAUACAGGAUCAAUGAUGAGAGUUUUGUCUUUUCUUCACAAUUUAAAAAAGAACAAGCAACAGAAUGAUUUCACCUCCCUAUCCAAGAUUAUUUUCCCUAUAAAAGCUUGAGUAUCUCAAAACCUUCCUUUUUUUUUUUUUUUUUUUUUUUUUUUGGUUU